This is a messenger RNA of Drosophila mojavensis, 786 nucleotides long. RefSeq lists its product as uncharacterized. The record is from RefSeq and is a predicted model, not a curated record. Gene Ontology annotation, cellular component: mitochondrial inner membrane. Gene Ontology annotation, biological process: inner mitochondrial membrane organization; protein insertion into mitochondrial inner membrane from matrix. Gene Ontology annotation, molecular function: ribosome binding. NCBI's taxonomy places the organism in Eukaryota, Metazoa, Arthropoda, Insecta, Diptera, Drosophilidae. The transcript has a single exon. The coding region runs from base 1 to 786 and encodes 261 amino acids.
AUGUGUACGAAAUUGUUGCGUAAUUGGUCUGGCGUGGUGCGGACUAUCGCUGCCAAGCGGGAAUCGCUGAAUGUGUGCCAGCAUCAACAGAGGUGCUUCAUCUUGCCCCCAAAUCCGGAUGCCUCCAAGGUGAAGGUGAACAGCAAGGUGGUCGUGCCCCAGAUCGUAUUCAAGUACAGCCCCUUGAAGUACUACAUGAGCAAGCUGCGCAUGUGGAAGCUGAAGUGGACGUGGGAUCGCAACUUCAAGGAGCGCGACUUUGUCGAGGAGUCGAAGAGGGCAGCCGUCUCUCUGACGGACAUCAUACGCAUGCGCGAUAUGAAAAGCAUUGAUCAGUUCUCGACCUCGAAUGUAUACUACCAAAUGGCCAACGAGGCGGUCAACUUUCCGCACAAAUCGUUUUCGGAGCUGCUGCGGUUCCGCCAGCAGGACAUUCGCCAGGCAGUUCCCAUUAAUGUGCAUCUGCACGACAUACUGGGGUUAAGGUAUGCUGUGAUCGAUGUAGUUUUUGUCGGACUGCGGCACGUGGCAGACUGUGAGAGCUCGGAUCUGGAGACCAUGAAAAAUGCUAUGAUCGACAUGGAGCCGGAACUCAAGCUGCAGCUGGAAGAUCCCGCCUCUCAGUUGCCCUACGUGUUCAUUGAGCUCUUCAUGCGAUUCAGGCGAAACUAUUCGAAUGCUGAAGAAAUCGCUGGAGUCGAGCUGCAGAACCAUACGAACCGUUGGCUGGUCUCAGUGUACAAAAUUUGUAGAUUCAACAUAUUUACCGUGCCGCCGGCCAUCUAA